Messenger RNA from Acipenser ruthenus (sterlet), 8798 nucleotides. RefSeq names its product astrotactin-1-like. The coding region runs from base 116 to 4027 and encodes 1303 amino acids. Gene Ontology annotation, biological process: neuron cell-cell adhesion; neuron migration. NCBI's taxonomy places the organism in Eukaryota, Metazoa, Chordata, Actinopteri, Acipenseriformes, Acipenseridae. The transcript is spliced from 24 exons. The record is from RefSeq and is a predicted model, not a curated record. Gene Ontology annotation, molecular function: protein binding.
CGCCCUGUUGCUGCAUCCCUCUGUCGUUGCAGUUUAUGUGGCUCACCACCAUAUUCUUACACAGGCACUGGAUUCACUAGAACUACCGCUGCUUCGCCAGGGAACAAGCAACGUAAUGUCGGGGAUGAUGGAGCUUCGGCUGUGGUGUAGACUAAUCGGUUGCUUCCUGGGGAUUUUCGCCAUGGUCCUCGCAGGUAUUCCCGCUUUGAAAGCAGAGGAGGACCAGUCCCAAGACCUGGAGUGCAAAAUGAAGAGUGUCACCGUCUCCGCGUUGCCGUUUUUGAGGGAGAACGACUUGAGUAUCAUGCACAGCCCGUCUGCCUCGGAACCCAAGCUCCUGUUCUCUGUAAGGAACGAUUUUCCUGGAGAAAUAGUGGUGGUGGAUGACCUGGAAAACACGGAGCUGCCCUUUUUUGUGCUGGAAAUUUCAGGCAGUGCUGAGGACAUCCCUCUGGUGAGAUGGAGACAGCAGUGGCUGGAGAAUGGAACUUUGCUCUUCCACAUUCACCACCAAGACAGCAGCCAAAAUCUACCAGGCAUGUCCCCUACAGACUAUCCAUCAAACGAGUCUGCUGAGGAGGAGCUGCGCAUCCUGCACAUCUCUGUCAUGGGAGGGAUGAUUGCUCUUCUCCUGUCUGUCCUGUGCUUGGUUCUGAUCCUGUAUACUCGGCGCCGCUGGUGUAAGCGCCGUCGGGUUCCUCAGCCCCAGAAGAGUGCCAGUGCGGAGGCGGCUAAUGAAAUCCACUACAUCCCCUCCGUGCUCAUGGGCGGCCAGGCCCGCGAGAGCCUGCGCAAUCCUCGUACCCAGUGCCACAACUCCACCCUCGGCAUCCGCGAGACCCCCAUCCUAGACGGCUACGAGUACGACAUCACAGACCUGCGCCACCACUUGCAGCGCGAGUGCAUGAACGGGGGCGAAGACUUUGCCAGCCAGGUCACCCGCACGCUGGACUCCCUACAAGGCUGCAAUGACAAGUCCAACAUGGACCUCACACCUGGGAGUGACAGUACCAAGCUGUCCCUAAUGAGCAAGUACAAGGAUAACAUCAUUGCCACCAGCCCUGUAGACACCAAUCACCAGCAAACAACUCUGCUCUCUCACACCUCCAGCAACCAGCGCAAGCACCUAUCAAACAAAACUAGAGCAGGGUCAGCAUUCCUUAACCCGGAAGGGGAUUCGGGGACUGAGGCGGACAGUGAACCCCAGCUGACCUUUUACACUGACCCCUCAAGAAGCAGAAGACGUAGCCGAGGUAUGAGAAACGGUUCUCCACGAAGUCCAAUCAAUAAAACGACCCUGACUUUGAUCAGUGUUGUCAGCUGUGUAAUUGGUUUGGUCUGCUCAUCUCACCUCACCUGCCCCCUUAAUGUUCGCAUCAUUCUACACGUGCCUGAGCACCUCAUUGCAGAUGGAAGCAGGUUUAUUUUACAGCAGGGGAGUCAGCUGGACGGCAGGGACUGGUUGAAUCCAGCCCAGGUGCUGCUCUUCUACCAGCAGAAUGCCAGCGGGCCCUGGAUGGCUGAGCUGUGCGGCCGUCGUCUGCUCGACCCCUGUGAGCACCAGUGUGACACUGAGACAGGGGAGUGUCAAUGCUCUGAUGGCUACAUGAGAGAUCCUGUCCACAAGCAUCUCUGCAUUCGGAACGAAUGGGGACCAAAUCAGGGUCCUUGGCCGUACACCAUAUUCCAGCGUGGCUUUGACCUGGUGAUGGGGGAGCAACCUUCUGACAGAAUAUUUAGAUUCACCUACACUCUCGGAGAAGGGAUGUGGCUGCCCCUCAGCAAGAGUUUUGUCAUCCCACCUGCCGAAUUGGCCAUCAACCCCUCUGCCAAAUGCAAAACAGACAUGACCGUAAUGGAGGAUGCUGUGGAUGUCAGGGAGGAGCUGAUGAUCUCGUCAGCCUUCGACAGUCUGGAGGUCCUGCUCGACUCGUUCGGGCCGGUGCGUGACUGUUCUAAAGACAAUGGUGGCUGCAGCCGGAACUUCCGCUGCAUCUCUGACCGCAAACUGGACUCUAGCGGCUGUGUGUGUCCACCAGGUCUAAGCCCGAUGAAGGAUGGCACAGGAUGCUAUGAUCACCACAUUGGGAUUGACUGCUCGGAUGGCUUGAAUGGGGGGUGUGGACAGCUGUGUCUUCAGCAGUUGGCACCCUUGGCUGAAGACUCAUCUCUCUACAACAUCCUUAUGUUCUGUGGUUGCAUUGAAGACUAUAAGCUGGGGCCUGAUAGACGGUCUUGCCAGCUCCUUUCUGAGUCAUGCACGGAAGGCCUAGACUGUGGGGAACUGGACGACAUCCCAGCCAACCAGACAGUCUUUGGGGACCUCUUUUACGGCUACAAUAAUCACACCAAUGAGCUCACUUCAGGACAGAUCCUAAAGGUGACUUUCAGACAGAAGAAUUUUGCCCGUGGGAUUGAGAAUCAGCUACCAGAUGCCAUGGUGGUGGCGUCAGUCCCAACAAAGGUCCAGUGCCAGGAGGAGCUGUCUGACCCAGUGCCUGACCCUGAAUACCUGACAGGUAUGGUAAAUUAUAGUGAGGUGUCUGGCUAUCCCCUGGUUCAGCAGUGGAAACUGAAAUCCAUUAUGUAUCACGUCAGACUCAAUCAAUGGGCACUUUCACAGGCCUUCAAUGCUGCAGUCCAUUCCUUGGAUGGAGCCACCCUGCGGAGUGAUUAUAUGUCUGUCCUAAAGGACUUUGGCAACCAUUUUGUCCAGGAGGCUGUCUAUGGGUUUGAGGAGAUGUGUACCAUCUGGUACCCCAAUAAACAGGUUCAGAGACAGUUAUGGGCAGAGUACCAAGACAUCAGCAAAGGGAAUUCUCCUUCUGAUGAAUCUGAAGAACGAGAAAAGGAACCCAAGACCCUCACUUUCCCAGCAUAUAUUGCCAGCUUAUUCGAUUCGGGUGCUAAGCGAAUGACGGCAGGUGUCCGGAUGGACUGUGGAAGUCAGGGUCAGUGCCCCUCGUCCUGUCACCUGUGCCACGUGAGCCCUGGGACAGGACGCUCCAUGGAGCCAGUGCUGCUCCAGAUCACUAAGGCAGCACCUCUGUAUGAGCUGGUCUCCAACAACGAAACCCAGAGGGCACUGCAGAAAGCCAUGAUGAGCAUGCUGUGGUGCUCAGGAAGUGGUGAUGUCAUCAAUGAUUGGUGCAGGUGUGACUCCAGUGCUUUCGGAGCAGACGGACUUCCUACCUGUGCAGCCCUUCCACACCCUGUGUUAAAGUUAUCUCAUGCCUAUGAACCAAGCAGCUCAUUGGUUGUCUUGGAAUGGGAUCACACAGAACCACCAAUUGGGGUGAAGAUUGUUGACUACCUCAUCAGCCAGGAGAAGGUGAAGGAGAGGACAGAUCAUUCGAAGGUGGAGACAGAAGCCAUGCUAAGUUUUGUGGAUGAUAUCCUUUCUGGCACCAAGUCUCCCUGUGUGAUGCUGGGGGGAAUCCCAGACCAGCUGACCUCAUCCAUUAGGGUGAUAAUCCGUUGCUUGGAGCCUGACACAACCUACAUGUUUCGGCUCUGGGGAGUGGAUAACACAGGUCGCAGGUCCAGGCCGAGUGAAGUGACAAUCAAGACACCCUGUCCGGCAGUGGAUGAUGUGAAAGCACAAGAAAUAGCUGACAAGAUCUACAACCUGUUUAAUGGUUACACCAGUGGAAAGGAGCAACAGACAGCCUAUAACACCCUGAUGGACCUGGGCUCUCCCAGCUUGCACCGUGUCCUCUACCACUACAACCAGCGGUACGAGAGCUUUGGCGAGUUCACUUGGCGCUGCGAGGAUGAGCUAGGGCCCAGGAAGGCUGGGUUAAUCCUCUCCCAUUUAGAUCACCUCAGUGGCUGGUGCAGCGGCCUGCUUCAGGAGCCGAAGAUCAGUCUGCGCAGAGUCUCUCUGAAGUAUCUGUCCUGCCACUACACCGACACAAAAUCCUUUGGCAUCAACUGGGUUGACCUGAGCCUCGACAUCAGGAAGGCCUCUGAAGAACAGGUGCUCUCGGUGCUAUAUAAUGACUAUGGGGAGCUCAAGGUCCUCUGAAGAGCAGACUUUAUUUGGCUGAAUGGAUGAAGGAUUGCCAAACAUUACUUGAGUCUGAGGGUACAUGUCUGGAUUGCAUUUUCUCUGAAACAAAUCUGCUCUGACGUCUCAAGUUCCCUUAACACGGUUACACAUAAUUAGAUUAAAGUAUCCUGUGCUGACUCCUCCAGUAAGUCAGGUUUUUGCUUCUAGAUGUUUGCUUUCCCAUCUACAUCCCAGCAUUGCUUCAAAAUAACAACCAGGGACGGAUUUCAGAACCCAAUGCAACACGUCGAUAGCUGAGCCAUCUCAUCCCUCCUAUGUUAAACACACUGUAGUCUGAGACUUGGGAUUUAUUGGAAGAAGUUUUGGGGGGAAUAAAAGUCUUAUAAUCAAUCCCAAAAAUGUAAAUAAUAUUGUAAUUGACUAUUUCAUUUUCUUAAAAUGUUGAUUGUAGCGCUUAACUUCAGAGGUAAAUUGUGUUUAUGACACUGGUUUUUAUAUAACAAACACACAACGGUGUUAACUUACCUAAGAGGGUUAUAUACAAUAAGUUGCAAGAUGUGCCCUGCCAUGUGUUGAGUUUUAAGGCUUCAAGUUAUAAGAUUAUAUUAUGUCAAAAACACUGAAUCACUGCUCUGCAGGGUCAGUUCCAAAAAGUGAUUUAAAAUAACAGCCAGGCACUGUAGGAUCACAGUACAGUUAGACUAUCGGUUAAUUUUUGGGCAUUAGUUGAUUAAUUGCUAUAUUAAUCGGUAGUCAUCCCUGCACAUUUUUAAUAAAGGUAACAAUCUUAUAGUGGCUGUCCUGCAUAGUAAUACUUAAAAAAUUCAAUAUAAUCUAAAAUAACAUGAGCCCAAUGGGAAUUUGGUCAUUUUAAAAGCGUUUUUAUUUCAGUAAAUGUAACACAUUUUCAUAGAACAACGUCAAUCCAUGAAAGUUUAAUAGCAAAAUAUAAUGCACAAGAACUGAGAAUGGAUAUACCGUAUAUAACACUUAUGGUUCCUUAUGAACAACCUUUAUUUUAUUUAUUUUGUACAUUAUAUUUAGGGCUUCUGGGUUUUCGGCAUUAAAAAAAAAAAAAAAAAAAAAAACAGGUAAACAUCGGUUAAAACAACUCUCCUACCCAUCUUCCACAAUAUAAACUAGUAAAAAUAAGUAUACAUAAACAACUUGAACAGUAAUAUAAUAUUAACAGUACUAAAAUCAAUAAAACAAAACGUUAUAGUCGCAGCUUGUGACACUAGUAAAAGACAUUUACUCGCCCGAAACCAUGCCUGGCCAAAUGAAGGAAUCGUAAAUAAUAAAUGCUGCACUGCACAGUCAACUCCGUUGAAAUGAACUUUGUACAUCCAACUCAAACAUAAACUCCCUUUUCACCAACACAGUUUUAAAAUGAAUAAAGUCUGCUUUGAUUGUAGUAAAUGCAGACAUAUUUUUCCAAGCUGGCAGCAGACAUUGAGGAUCGUUCUGGACAUUGUAGAAAAUGUAAAGUGUAACUGUGUGUGUGUGUGUGCGUGUAGAAACAACAAACCAGAUACAAACUGACGCGGGAAGCUUCUCGCGCGCAUUCUUUCUCAGCAGGGGAUGUUGGGAAAUGGAGUUCAAAAUGCCCAGCCAAAAAUAAUGAAUCUGCGAUCAAAUAUUUAGUUGAUUAAUUUGUCCCAUUAAUCUGGUAAUCGGAGCAGUCUUUGCAUUUUCUUUUAAUCGUUUAAUCAGUCCAUUUGGACAAUUAAUGAAUCGAUUAAUCACACCCAUUUGCUAUAAUAUGCAAUUGUAGUGAACUACAACUAAAAGUAACACUUGGUAUUAAUGCUAUUUUUUGCAAGCAUUGAUUAAUGACACCUAAUGUUUUACAGGCAACUUUAAUUUAACAAUUUGACGAUAAAGGAAAAUGUUUACUUGCAUGUAAUCUGAAGUUAGCUGAAGCAAGUUUUUUUUUAAAAAUAUAAUACAUAAAAUACUGUGCCAUGCAUUACUGUAAAUUAGCAGCUGUACUAAAACCAGUACUGUGUUGGAUAUAUUGGGCUGUUUUUAGGCUAGAGUUGUAAAUGUACAUUGUUAAAAAGAAAAAUCAACUUACUUGCGACUCAGAUGAUAAGAUAAACUUGUAGUAUUGCUGUGAAAGAAAACCCCUAAGAGCAAAUCUUGCAAGUUGUAGUUUUUUUCCUUUCUUCUGAGCCAAUUGUUCCCAAAGUGUUUUUGCUGUGCCCCCCAGAGAUAUUUUUUUUGCUCCCUACCCCUUCUAAUAAACAGUAAAAUAAAAUUAUAAUAUAAAUUUAAGAGGGAUACACCUUAUUACAAUCACAAUUUUUUUAUUGUAUUGACACCAAUACAAAAAACUAGUCACUUAAAUGUUGCACCCUCGUUUGCUCGUUUUCUAAAUUCUGCACGGAGCAAAUCACGUAAAUUAAACUAAAAGCUAAGCCACCUCACCCCCCCAUUUAUAAACUGAAGCUGUAUCUAAAUCUAAAUUUUUAUUCUAUUUUAUUUGUGAACAAAAUGUACCUGAUAUUAAAACCCGCCACCACUACACUUUCAAAUGAAGGAGGGCUAGGCAAUAGAGGCGCUGAGCUACAAUAGGUGUGAAACGACACAUGCUCUGUGGACAGGGGUUGGUCAGAAUAAACGUGAUCCCUCCCUGGAUAGUUGAUAGAGUAAAUCAUCCUCAAGAGCCACUGAGUCUGCCAUUUACCGUGGAGCUUUUACAAUCGCCAGGAAGUCAGAAAAAUGUAUUUUCCAGUUAGGUCUUGGCGUACCCCUAAUAACAUCUGAAAAACACUGUUCUGAGUUAAAGCAAAAUGUUGGUACUCCGCCAUCUUUCUAGAUUUCUUUAACACGCACUGCUUUUUGCUACAGCACGUGGACAGACUAGAUUAAUCGAUCAAUAAUUUUUUUAAUUGAUCAACACCCACAGGCAUGAUUAAUCGAUUAAAACCCCUAAUAUAUAUAUAUAUAUAUAUAUAUAUAUAUAUAUAUAUAUAUGUAUAUAUAUAUAUAUAGUGUUUAAAUAUGUUCAGCUUUUUUACUGUGACAACAAUUACAGUAGUUGAUGAUCUCAGAGUUAUAUAUUAUUAGUCAAAAGAUGCCACAGUAAUGCAAUAUUGUGAUGGAUGGGCCAGUAAUGAAACCUCAGCGAAAAUAAAAAUUCGACUCUUCAAAAAUCAUGCUCUCCCUUUUACUUACUUACAUGUGCCAUGGUUUUAUUCUUCUAAUUCAGAUGUAUACAUUGUAUUAUUAGAUAUACGUUAGGGGUGCUGUUUCAAAUCUUUUGACUCUGAAAGUGUAGAUUGUAUUUUUAUCAGUUUUUUUUUUUGCUCAAGUCAUUUUAUUGUUUAUCUGGCUUCCAUUUAGUUGAGCAAUAUGAGAAUAAACAACUAGAGUGCAUUUGUUUUAAUCUAACUUUUAAUUUGUAAUGUGAAAUGGUUGUGAUUGAAGCAGAAAGCGAUAAUAUCUUUAGGAAUCAAUUAUACAGCUGUAAAAAAUGUUGAAGCCAUCUACAUUCAUUACACUCAAAUGAACCAUGGGCUGGGGAUUGUUUUUAUAGAUAUCUUUUUAAAUUUGCAUGUGUAACAUUUUGUAAAGUCAGGAUUAACUGAUGUGUGCUAGAUGUAUACCGGAUGUUCUCUUUACCUUUUCAAUUGUGUUCUUUGAUAUUUAACAUGAGAACAAAAAUAAUGUAAUCUAAAAGAAAUAUGUUAUAUUGUCUAUUUGUAUGUACAUGUGGUAUUAUGGUAAUGUCCAUUCCACACCAAUACAAAUCUUCUUAAAUCAAUGGUAUCUGAUCCAGUUUGUGCCAAAUUCUUCAGCUUAUCCUUCUCUUUUAAAUGAUGCUCCUGUAGGGAGUUUUGUGCAAAACGUCAUGGCAUUAAUUAAAGUGUGAUUGCAGGCUAAGAUACUGUAACUAUGUUCUACUGUACACUCUCUUAAGUUACUUCCAUUAUUUAUUGCUAGAUGCAGCUUCAUAAAUUGAUCUGGCAUUGUCUGUAUAUGGCUAUUGCACUUCAGAAACUCCUUCAAUAUAUUACCUAAGGUACCCAAGUAGGGGUUGUUAUAUAUAAUAUUGUUUUGUGGUUUCUGUAUGCAAGAUGACCAAAUACUUUUUUGACUGUUCAUUUGGCCUGGCUCUUCACAAGCACGGUCCAAAUGGACUCACGGUCCAAGUGGUGUAGGGCAGAGAGAAAUAAUGAGAAAUAAUGAGCUCCCAACUUCCAAUCUGUUUUGAGGUAAUUAGGCUGCUCAGGUACUCAAUUGCUGUAAAUACUUUUGCAGUGAGGCACAGUCUUCAGAGCAGCGUUUAAACAGUAGGAAAUACAUUUUCUCAGUGCUGCUUGUUUCAGCUGGCCAGCAAGAAGGCCUGAAAGGAGGCAGCAGGGGACAACUUUCUUUAGAGGAUUAUAGUGAGAAGGAAAAAAAUUUCAGGGAAUAGUUACCUCUUUUGAUUCUCUACUGUCAUUCCUAGGACAAUGGGGAUAGUGUAUGACAAAGGCCCAAUUAGACUUUCCCAACCUGUAAAUCACUAGCCAUAGAUAGAAAAACUACUGUAUGUUCUAGCUAUCAGUGUUUUGAAUCAAGACAAAACAAUAAAAAGGCAUUUCAUACAUUGUUAAUACAUGUGCAAUACAGUUUAUUAUUGUAUACAUGUUGUUUUACAUGUUAGUAUUAAUCCAUGUUAAAAUAUAUCUCCAAGUGACCAGUGUAUUGUAUGCUUUAUUCUUCCUGUUGAGUGGAUUUGAAAUACACUCAUAGAACAUAGAAUUGCAGAACCUUUAUAGUUAAAAAAAACCAAAAA